Xiphophorus couchianus (Monterrey platyfish) is the source of this 1211-nucleotide messenger RNA. RefSeq names its product calcyphosine-like b (gene capslb). Gene Ontology annotation, molecular function: calcium ion binding. The record is from RefSeq and is a predicted model, not a curated record. Lineage: Eukaryota; Metazoa; Chordata; Actinopteri; Cyprinodontiformes; Poeciliidae. The transcript is spliced from 5 exons. The coding region runs from base 454 to 1080 and encodes 208 amino acids.
CAGUAAGAAGGAUAAAUGUUUUCUUGCAGGUUUUUGGUUUCCAGGAUCCAGUAGAACUUUUAGCUGUUUGCUAAAAUAUGGACCCAACUUCCAUUUUCAGAGCAGAUUAGAUCUUUAUGAAGUUUUUAUAAACUUCCUGUCUGGUUCGGUCUGUCCUCUGCUGCUGCUGCCUGGUCCUGGUUCUGAAUCCGGUUCCGGUUCCGGUUCUGCUUUUAUGCUGAAUAAUAUCCUAUAAACUCAAAACUAAAUAAACAGUGAGCCUCAGCGUUUCUGGGCUUUUAUUGGCUCCUUUGUUUCCUAACAAACAUGACGUCACCGCUAUAGACAGAGCAGCCAAUCAGAGCCCAGAGCAGCUGGUCUCUAUGGUAACGACGGAUCGUUUGGAGCAGAGCAGCGUCGGACUGAAGCUGAGAACAAACUGGUUCAACUGGGAGAACUGGAGCAGAAACUGUCAUGGCAGGAACGUCCAGACACGACCGAGCGAUGGCCCAGAAGGCCAAGCAGCAGCUGUCGGGAUGUUCUGACCCGGUGGAGCGGCUCCGGCUGCAGUGUCUGACCCGAGGCUCGUCUGGGAUCAAAGGCCUGGGCAGGACCUUCAGGAUCAUGGACGACAACGAGAACCGCUGCCUGGACUUCAAGGAGUUCCUGAAGGGCCUGAACGACUACGGGCUGCUGAUCGAGAAGGACGAGGCCUCCGCCUUGUUCCGCCACUUCGACCGCGACGGCAGCGGCUCCAUCGACUUUGACGAGUUCCUCAUCACCCUGAGGCCUCCCAUGUCCAAGUCUAGGAUGGAGGAGGUGAUGGAGGCGUUCAGGAAGCUGGAUAGGACCGGAGACGGCGUGAUCACCGUGGACGACCUGAGGUGCGUCUACAACGCCAAGUACCACCCAAAGUACCAGAACGGGGAGUGGACCGAGGAGCAGGUGUUCCGGACCUUCCUGGACAGCUUCGACUCUCCGUACGACAAAGACGGAAAGGUGACCAAAGAAGAGUUCCUGAACUACUACAGCGGCGUCAGCGCCUCCAUCGACAGCGACGCCUACUUCAUCCUGAUGAUGAGGAACGCCUGGAAGCUCUGAGGCCGCAUGAGCUAUGACUCAUUUAUAACGAUGAUAUUAAUGUUUUACAGUGAUCACUAUUUAUAAUAAUAAUGUUUUACAGUGAUCACUAUUGAUAAUGAUAUUAAUGUUUUACAGUGAUCACUAUUUAU